This is a messenger RNA of Arabis nemorensis, 723 nucleotides long. The record is from the annotation of a GenBank genome assembly. NCBI's taxonomy places the organism in Eukaryota, Viridiplantae, Streptophyta, Magnoliopsida, Brassicales, Brassicaceae.
AUGGCAGGAACAGACGAUCAGGUUCCUCCUCCACCGUCGUCUCAUUCGCUUGAGAAGCAAUUCGAGAGUUUCCGUGUUCAGCUUGAAGAAUCUGCAGCUUUGCGUGAGCAGAUUCGUGCUGUUGUUAUGGAGAUUGAGUCCUCUACUAGGCUCAUUCAAGCUAACCUCCUUCUCGUUCAUCAAUCGCGACCCAUUCCCGAGGUUAUCGAGAAAGCUAAGGAAAAAAUCAAUGAUUUGAAGAAGUUUUAUGGUCAGCUUGCUGAAAUUCUUCGUGAGUGCCCUGGACAGUACUACAGGUACCAUGGGGACUGGAGAAGUGAAACACAGGCAGUUGUCUCUCAGCUUGCUUUUAUGCAUUGGCUAGAAACUGGAACUCUUCUCGUGCAUACAGAAGCUGAAGAAAAACUUGGGUUGAACAGUUUGGAGUUUGGAUUGGAGACGGAAGAUUAUCUUACUGGAAUUUGUUUCAUGUCAAACGAUUUGCCUAGGUACGUGGUUAAUCGAGUGACAGCAGGAGACUAUGACUGCCCAAGAAAGGUGAUGAAUUUCUUGACGGAUCUUCAUGCAGCCUUCCGCAUGCUCAAUCUCAGGAACGAUUUUCUCCGCAAGAAAUUCGACAGUAUGAAAUAUGACCUACGAAGAGUCGAAGAAGUUUACUACGAUGUGAAGAUCCGAGGUUUGAUAUCUGGUGGCGAUCAAGGAAUCCAAGGCCAACAAUCCUAA